Molecule: messenger RNA, 669 nt
Organism: Cladophialophora psammophila CBS 110553
Lineage: Eukaryota; Fungi; Ascomycota; Eurotiomycetes; Chaetothyriales; Herpotrichiellaceae
Exons: 6
Coding region: 1-669 (222 amino acids)
Source: RefSeq, a predicted model, not a curated record
AUGGAAGGAGAAUGUCUCUGCAAAGGUAGUGAUGGGGAUUAUCAUGCUCUUUCCCCAUAUCGACAUCUGCCUGCUGUGGCUGUCAAGGUCAACGAUGACAACCUCUUCGGCGAACAGCGCCGCGGUCACAUAUGCCACUGUGCCAACUGCCGCAAAGUCGCCGGCGGGAUUACCGAUAAUCACCAUGGCGUGCAUUUGGUUACGAUGCACCGAGUGAACCAGCCGCUGACUGAGCUCUGGGGUUUGGGGCUACACAGAUUCGGCGUCAACUUGACAAUCGAGGAAGAGAAAGUCGAGUUUCCUAAGGGCAAAGACAAUAUCAAGCUGUACUCUGUUCGUUCCAUCCCCGUCAUCAGCUUCCGCUCCCCAAAUUACCCUAGUCUGACAAGAUACACACAAUCCCAGGAUCCGGAGACACUCAGUGGAACCCCGGUGCAGCGGUAUUUCUGCCAAACGUGCGGCGUGCCCAUCAUGAGCAUCACGCCUUUGUACAAGGGCAAGAUCGUUUUGAAAUUGGGACUGUACCCCAAACUCCCAGUCCCGGAAUGGGAGUCGUUCGCCUCAAAGCGGCAAAGCUGGGAAAAGCCGUUUGAAGGGACCAUCCAGUACAAGACCAAGGGAUCCCAAUCCCCCAAGGAAAAGUUGUAUGCGCAGGACGAGGCUACAUAG